Messenger RNA from Prunus mume (Japanese apricot), 967 nucleotides. Its product is annotated as S-adenosyl-L-methionine-dependent methyltransferases superfamily protein. The record is from RefSeq and is a predicted model, not a curated record. Lineage: Eukaryota; Viridiplantae; Streptophyta; Magnoliopsida; Rosales; Rosaceae.
UUGGCUGGUGAAGCCAACAACCAGAGUAGAGGAGAAGAAGAAAACCCGAAAACAGUGAAAUGUGUACAAGACAGGACCCUAACGGGACUCACAAAAAUGGCGGUGGCCCAUCCACUGCUCUAGCUUACCUCGACCCUAAAUACUGGGAUGAACGAUUUUCUACUGAGGAGCAUUACGAGUGGCUCAAGGACUACUCUCAUUUCCGGCACCUCAUUCAAUCCCAUAUCACUCCCAAUUCUUCUGUCUUGGAGCUGGGGUGUGGAAAUUCACAGUUGUGUGAAGAGUUGUAUAAAGAUGGGGUUACUAAUAUAACAUGCAUUGAUCUGUCCGCUGUUGCAGUGGAGAACAUGCAGAAGAAGUUACUGUCUAAAGGUUUUAAAGAAAUAAAAGUUCUGGAAGCUGACAUGCUAGACCUGCCUUUUAGCAACGAGUGUUUUGAUGUUGUUAUUGAGAAAGGAACCAUGGAGGUACUGUUUGUUGAUAGUGGUGACCCAUGGAAUCCACGGCCUGCAACCGUAACCAAGGUCAUAAAGAUGCUUGAGGGUGUACAUAGGGUUUUAAAACCAGAUGGCAUUUACAUCUCAAUUUCCUUUGGCCAGCCACAUUUCAGGCGCCCUUUCUUUGAGGCUCCACAAUUUACCUGGUCUGUGGAGUGGAGUACCUUUGGUGAUGGAUUUCACUAUUUUUUCUAUACAUUGAAGAAGGGAAGAAGAUCAUUGGAUGAUAAAGGAUCUAGUAAAGAGAAGUUAGAGAUCCCAUCUAUUUGUCUUUUUCAAGAUGAAUUAGAGGGUGAGGAUUAUCUUUUUCGAACCAACAUUGAUGAGCUCAAUUGUUAGAACUUAGAACUGAUUGUACCUUGUAUUCAUCAUUUUCCUGGUGUAAUGUUCAUUUGGUUGUAUUGAAGCAGAGUUCAAACAUUUUUAUUUAACAUUUUUAACCUGUAAUACCCAGAAAUGUUUGAAUGAAA